Aphis gossypii (cotton aphid) is the source of this 1156-nucleotide messenger RNA. RefSeq lists its product as uncharacterized. The transcript is spliced from 4 exons. Lineage: Eukaryota; Metazoa; Arthropoda; Insecta; Hemiptera; Aphididae. The coding region runs from base 251 to 1063 and encodes 270 amino acids. The record is from RefSeq and is a predicted model, not a curated record.
GAUCCUUCGUGAUUAUGCUUAUAUACCUAAUAUAAACCAAAAAUUCAAUAUGAGACAUGCGUAAUGACUUAUGCGUCAAAUGCGUGUACAAGUGUACAACGCAAACAAAUGUAAAUGUGUGUUUUUGUGUUAUAGUCACACAAAAACCCAUCACUCGGAAAAUUCCAGACCAGUCGCUUAAUGUUUAUAUUUAACGCAGUAUGUAGCGGCUAUUAGUAGGUAGGAAGUUGUCAUUUUUUUUUUUAUAUAAAUGACAAUGAUGUUGACCACACCGACCAAUGUCCCGUCAAAAAAAACACAAUGCAUAGCGCUCCUCGUACCCGUCUUCUUACCAGCAAUCCACAUACUGAUUCUGGAAAAAUUCUGGAGCGACUUCAAUGUAAACGUCAACAAGGAACACUGUACGUGUUCCUGUUGGGACACUGUGUUCAAAGGUCCUUACGAAGCAGGUGUUGCUAGAUAUAAACAUAUGUACUUCAACGCUACAGACAAUAUGUUUAAAAUCUGGGCGAUUACGGCUGUAUGCACGAUUGUGCUGUACGAAAGCGUGAAAAACAUUGUCAGGCUGUGCAUCGACAAGCAGAUACGCUACAACAUGAUGUUGUUGUUUAUUUUGUCGAUGUUCUCUCACUAUUACUCGUGGUGGUCGUUUGUCAACUAUUGGAACGACGAUUUUUAUUCGCAAUGGAAUCAUCAGAUAUUCUUCACCAUUACUGAACUAUAUUCCACUGGUAUUUUGUACACAAUAUGUGAUCGCAGAAAAGAAAUAAAUAAAUUCCAUUUGUUUUCUAUCAUUGCUGUGGGCUUAAUACAUAUGUUGGCUGCUGGCUUCGAUCAGUUUGUUAUUAAUGUAAUUGGAGGAAGUGGAUUUGCACAUCAAGUGAUAAGAGACCUCUUUUUGAUGAUACCAGAUAUAUUAAAUAUUAUUAUACCAUUAUUUGAAAUGAAAAAACGAAGAUUAACCAUCAAAAAUCGCUAUGCAGAUGAUCCAAGCAGUUUUAAAGAAAUAUUGUUACUAGUUAUUAUUGUGACCUCUGGGUUGAUAAUUGUUUCAUUACUGUAAUAGGCAUUUAUUUAUUUUAACUAAUAAAACCUAUGUAUAUAUUUAUAUUUUUAUGAAUAGCUUUAAUACAAUAAAACUUGGUAACAUUUAAAA